Molecule: messenger RNA, 189 nt
Organism: Penicillium soppii
Lineage: Eukaryota; Fungi; Ascomycota; Eurotiomycetes; Eurotiales; Aspergillaceae
Exons: 1
Coding region: 1-189 (62 amino acids)
Source: RefSeq, a predicted model, not a curated record
AUGGCGAACGAGCGAGCAAACCCCACGAGUGGAGCCCACGAGGCUCACCCACCAAAUGACCUUAUGGCCCGACUAGAAGCUAUGAUGGCAGCGAUGGUGGCAAGCGUCGACCAACGUUUCCACCAGAUAGAAGAGGCGAUGCAAAGUCAGAACCGCACGCCUAGCGAAUCGAUGCCGGAUCAUGUGUGA